This is a messenger RNA of Phragmites australis (common reed), 2243 nucleotides long. RefSeq lists its product as uncharacterized. The record is from RefSeq and is a predicted model, not a curated record. Lineage: Eukaryota; Viridiplantae; Streptophyta; Magnoliopsida; Poales; Poaceae. The transcript is spliced from 7 exons. Gene Ontology annotation, molecular function: heme binding; iron ion binding; oxidoreductase activity, acting on paired donors, with incorporation or reduction of molecular oxygen. The coding region runs from base 120 to 1832 and encodes 570 amino acids.
CCGUAGGCGACCUUCCAGCGAGAGCACGAGCUCUCACAGCUCCGCCCACCAUCCCGCCAUCGCCAGCGACCGCCCCAUCUCCCCACUCCGCCCCCACCCUUCUCCCCCUUCUCGCGGCUAUGGCCUCAUCCUGCGACCCCGCCGCCGUCCCGUUCACCCUCCUGGGCGCGCUCAUCACCGCCGGGCCCGCCGCCUGGCCGGCGUGCGUCGGCGGCGGCCGCGCCUUCCUCCGCGACUACGCCGAGCGCGGCACCAACGCGCUGCUGUGGGCGGGCCUCCUCGCCGUCACCUGGGUGCUGCUCCUCCGUCUCGCCGCGCUCUUCCGCCUCUGGGCCCUCGGGUCCCGCCUCCCCGGGCCGCACGCGCUCCUCGCCGACCCCGGCCUCGCCGCCGUCUUACGCGCCGGCGGCGACAUCACCGGCUUUAUAUCAAAAUUACAUGGCAGCUAUGGCCCAGUUGUUCGGCUGUGGUUAGGACCUUCUCAACUACUUGUAUCAGUUAAAGACCCUACUCUAAUUAAAGAGGUGCUAACAAAGGCUGAAGAUAAGUUACCAUUGACUGGGAGGACAUAUGAUUUAGCUUGUGGAAGACUUGGUCUAUUCGUUUCUUCAUUCGAGAAGGUCAAAAGUAGGAGAGAAUCUCUGAAAGUAUUCUUGAAUGAAAAACUUACAGUUGGUGCUGGUCGAGGUUCAUUCAAAAUUAUCGACAUUGUCCUUGAUAGAAUUGACUCUAUCAUGUCCAAGGAUUUUGUGGACAGUAAAUCUCUCUCCCAGCACAUGGCGUUUAACAUCAUUGGUGCAACACUUCUCGGUGAUGCCUUCUUCAAUUGGUCUGACGCCUCUGCUUAUGAGGAACUUCUUAUGAUGGUUGCAAAGGAUGGUUGCUUCUGGGCUUCUUAUGCUGUUCCUCCAUUCUGGAAACCUGAUUAUAGGAGGUACCGGACAAUAUGUGCAAAGCUGAAGAUAUUAACGCAGGGCAUCAUCAGAAAAGCAAGAGACCAAAAUAAUACACCUCACUAUUUUGAUCAGAGAUCCUGUCAGAAAGGCGAAGGGAUGAUAAAAGAGCCAAAUAGAGGUGUUUUAGAUGGCAUGAUGUCAGGUUGUUGUUUCCACGGGGCUACUGAAGGGUUACCUAGUUCAGAAGAGGAAAUAUGUGGAAACAUCAUGGGUUUGAUGUUGCAUGGUAUCUCCACUUCUGGUAACUUGAUUGGUAACAUUUUGGCAAGGCUUGUCUUGUCCCCGAAGUUGCAAGAUCAGUUACAUGCAGAUAUUGUUUCUGUUUGCAAUGAGUCAUCUGAGCUGGAGGUUGAUGACGUGCCUAGGAUGCGAUUCCUACUUGCUACUGUAUGUGAAUCUGCUCGCCUUUUGCCUGCUGGACCUCUUCUGCAGCGAUGUUCUUUGAAACAAGAUUUGACUCUUGAAUCCAGUAUCACUGUGCCAGCUGGAGCGAUAUUGGUUGUUCCUUUGCAUCUCGUGCAAAUGGAUGCUUCUAUGUGGGGCAACGAUGCUGACCAGUUCAAUCUUCAUCGGUUCCUGAAAAAGGAUAUUGAUCUUGGAGAAAUAUUAGCAGCGCCUAAAGGCUCAAAUGUGAUCAAUAUUUCCACCGAAUGUCCUAAGUCCGAAUCAUUUCUUCCAUUUGGUUCUGGGAGUCGAGCAUGUGUUGGGCAGAAGUUUGUGAUUCUUGCAAUAUCAAUGUUGAUUGCCAGUCUGCUCCGCAACUAUGAGUUACAUCCGCAUCCAAGUUGGUCUAAAGAAAUGGAUUCUGCUGUUGACAGCAGCCACCUUCGCCAUCUUUCGAACCCGAAGAUGAUACUUACAAAAAGAAGGAUCUAAAGGGGUUUGGCCAAUUAAAAUUUGAGGCGUGUGCUUUCAUUAUAUUGUUUUUUACUGGUGUUACACCAGGAUAUGAUCUUUAGUUUCCUACCGGUGUUGGACCAUGCUGAAGUUUCAAAAGGUGUUACUUAGCGACGUGGUAGUGCUUUUUUUCCUCCAGCUUUUUGAUAGCCCCAGUGAGCUUCGUCAGAUUUUGGUUCUCGUUAGGGUUUUGGAGCACCCGUGGGCUGUUAGAUCACAGGAGGUAUAUGCUGAUGUGCAUACACAAAUUGUAGUUUGUAAGUUGGGAGUUUUCUCCUCACAGGAGGUAUAUGCUAAUGUCCAGUGUAUCAUGUUGUCUUAUAUGUUGUACCAUACUUAUUCGUAUGGCUAUACUAUUGUUUCCACUAUAAUUGGUGAAACUUAUGGGGA